AUGGUUAAAAAAUUCAAAUUAGAAUCAAAUGAAAAUAUUGGCAAUUGGGGAACAUUAUAUAAUAAUGUACUAGCUCAAUUUAAUAUAAACAGAUUCGAACCAGAACCAUCUUCGUUACAAACAGAACUACAGACAGAUGUACAGAUAUUUGAAAGUGAUUUGGUCAUUGAUCUUAAUAAAUUGUUUGAAAAGCCUAAGAAUGAAAUUAAUGCACAAAUUAUUCGUAUUUAUGGUGAUGUAGUUCAACUUUCGGAUAAUUUAGAAAUUCAAAUGUUGGGAAAUCAUGGUUUUAUUUUAAUAGUUGCAAGACGAUUUGAAGUCAAACAAGGCUGUCAAAUCUCUAUUAAAUACAAUGAAGGAAAUCAUUUUCAAUUAUUGAUAUAUACUAUGGAGAUGCCAUCAGAUCUUAUUAUUAAAAACGAAGAUAAGGUUCCACUAAAAUUUAAAAUUAAUAGUCCAAACUUUGGUCGAUUAAUUUCUCUACAUAGUGGAGAAUUUAAAGAUAUACCUGAUUUUGCUAGUAUAAUUCUUCAAAAAAAGCCAUUCACUAAAAUAUUACGAUUUUCUCUACAAAUUGCAAUUGCUCUAUUUUAUGAUAAUCCCGAUGUUACACGUUCAAUUCUCACAUGGAUCAUUAAAAUAAGUGAACAAUUGAAAGACAAUGAGGAAAAGGGAUUUGAAAUAACAAAAAAGUUAUAUUAUCAUGCAUUAAGAAUGCUUGAACAUCUUAAUGCCUUCAUUAAAAGAAAUAAUAGUAAUUUUACCUUUGUUCCACGACUUAAUAUGGAAAAUUACAAAAAUCAUAUUUAUCAGUUGAUGAUAUUUGCAAAAGGUUAUGAAAUCGAAUAUAAAGAUAUUCUAAAACAAGAUAAUAUUAAUAAACAAAAGGUAGAAAUUUUAAACGAUAAGCUAUUGGACCAUAAUGAUAGGAACAAAAUGCUUGAAAUUUUAGAAGAAAAAGAAAGUAAGCGAUUUGAAUUGGCACAUAAUUUAAUGGAAGAAACUGAAAAUAUGCUUCAGGAAAAAAAAAAUUAUACCGUAAGUGCACUCGAGAACCUUGAAGAAGGGAUCAAAGAUUGGCUGGAAGAGCGAAAACUUGCUGCACAAAAAGAGUUAUUUUUUGCUAUUCUUGAUUUAGCUUUAAGUGUUGGUAAAAUUGUUAUCCAAUCUGGCAGCGUACAUAGUGUCAACGAUGCUAUAGGAAAAGUAUAUAAAUCAGUUCAAGAUGUCUUAGAAAAUAUUAACAUAGAAAACAUUAAAGAAUUGGUCAAUAUAACCCAUGACGAAAAUGUAAAAAAAGAACAGGAUUUAGCUAAGGAUAUUAAGGACAAAGCUGAUAAAAUUAAAAAAAUUACAAAUGAUUUAAAAAGUAGUCACGCUAAGGCUGUUGGAUUAUAUAAUUCUGUAGAAGGUUUAAAUAAGGAUACCGAAACUUUUAAUAUCAGAAAUAUUUCAGAAAGCCUUAAAAAUAAAGAUCAAAAAGGAAUCAUGCUACAUCAUAAAUGGGAAUCAACUAGGGAUAAAAUUGAUAAACUGCACUUUAUUAAUUUUGCUGAUGCUCAUAUUAAAGCCAAGAUCGAAGCAAUCGAAAGGUCCGAAGAACUUUCACGAAUUCAAUUGCAAACAGAAACAUACAAAAGUAUAGAAAAACGACUUGAGCAAAGGAUUCAAAUAUUCGAAUUAGAAAAUAAAUCUCAAUAUGAUGCAAUUAAGCUUCCAUUAUUAGAACACCUUAUCGAAAUCAAAUAUUGUAUGACACGAUACAUGGAAAAGUAUCGUUCUGCUUAUAAAUAUUGGACUCUAUCUGAAUCCAAUUUAGAACUUUCAGUUAUCGAAGAACUCAAUGAAACAGUUAUCAAUAAAAUGUUUGAAGAUUUCGAAAAUGUCCUGAAUAAAACACCUCAGCUAAAAAAGAUUACUAUUGAGUUUGAUGAAAAAAAAUGUAUUGAUGAAUUCAAACAAAAAAGUUCUGUAAAAAUUGACAUUUCGUUUGAGCGCAAGGAAUUAAAAGACUAUACUCGUCUAAGGCUUCAUACAUUUAGAGUAUUCUUAAAAGGAGUUAGAUACAUAGAUGAGGGAUCCAUAAAAGAAAUCCAGCUUUAUAUUAGCCAUUCAGACACAUUUUAUGACAGAGGUAAUAAAGAUAAAACCAAGCCAAUAUGUUUUAAAUCUGAUCCUGAAAAAAAAAGAUUUGAAUAUAAAGUACGUGAAGAUUAUUCUGCCGAAUCUGAUAUAAGCAAAUUGUAUGAAAUAGUUGUUGAUAACGAAUAUUAUGAUUUAAAGUAUAAAGAUUAUUAUUUUGCUCCAACACCAUUUAGUCAAUGGGAAAUUAGUCUUUACCCGGAUAAUAAACCUGACCUGUCCAGUCUAAAAUCAAUUAGCAUUUAUUUGGAA
Molecule: messenger RNA, 2394 nt
Organism: Cetraspora pellucida
Lineage: Eukaryota; Fungi; Glomeromycota; Glomeromycetes; Diversisporales; Gigasporaceae
Source: the annotation of a GenBank genome assembly